Molecule: messenger RNA, 298 nt
Organism: Trichobilharzia szidati
Lineage: Eukaryota; Metazoa; Platyhelminthes; Trematoda; Strigeidida; Schistosomatidae
Source: the annotation of a GenBank genome assembly
AUCAAAUACAACAAGAUGUGAAAAUACUCAAAAGCCUGGAUUGUCAACAACUAGCAGUGUUAGCAUGAAUAACAUAAACAACAGUAUGGCUAGCAAUUGUUCCAAUUCUAUUCCAAUAUUUGAUUAUCACCAUCAUAAUGGUAAUAAAACAUCAAAUUCUAAUAAUAAAUCUGCUUUAUUACGUGAACAAUUUUUCAGUUCUAUGUUAGGCGACAGUAAUACACAACAGCAUCAACCAUCUCUAGAAUCAGAAUUGUCUAGGAAACCAAAGGUUUUACUGCAAUACGGAGAUUUAUGA